Molecule: messenger RNA, 1770 nt
Organism: Echinostoma caproni
Lineage: Eukaryota; Metazoa; Platyhelminthes; Trematoda; Plagiorchiida; Echinostomatidae
Source: the annotation of a GenBank genome assembly
AUGUAUAUUCCCGAUGAUGAUGCUGAUUUGGAUCGUUUGCUUGAAAUCGAUGAAGAGAUGCAGACGGAGAGUAGUCCUGUUAAACCAGUCGACCAGUCUCAUGCAUACGCUAUAAAGCGAGCAUCGGACAACUCCAGCAUUCAAGCCCCGAACGACUGUGUAGUUUUAAAUGAAUCCAAACGUAGAAAAAGCAUUCUCACUGAUGUAACUAGUCAAAUAUCUGAACCGGCCACACUUCCUUCGAAUCCUCCCGCUUCUCCUCAUCAGGGCGUGCUACAUAAAAGAAUUCCACUGGAAGGUGACUACGUAUCCGUCACUUUUGCCCAGGGAGACCGGUACUAUCUGAAAAUAAAUGAAAACGAAGAUUCUAUUGAUGACUUACCACCCUUUGUAUGCAGCGAUCUGGCCGAAGAGGCUAAGAGUCUGCUUCGCCUAAAGAAUAAAUCCUCAACUGAAAAUCCUCAACAAGUGAACUGCGCGAGAACGCACUGUUCGACGCUUUGGACUGCCAAAUACGCUCCAUCUAAUUACUUGGAUCUCAUUUCUGAUGAGAUUUUUGCCGCUAUUCCCGAAGCACAGUCUCAUGUUGCGUUGUAUUUUGUUCUGUCUUCACUGUUUGUGAUGGUUUCAGAUGAGAAGCAAGCAAAUGUUCCCAUUGUCCAACGAGACAUAUACUGUCCAUGUUCGAUGGCUAAUAUCAUCCAAACGCUACGACUGUUCAGUAAAUUUUGUCUCACCCCAAAAUCUGUGUUCAGUUUUGCAACUUCAGUGCGUCCGCUUCGUGCACCCGGUGUUCCCUGUUUAAUACUACGCAUACCUGGUGUUGACUUUCUUAAAAGUCGUUGCACUCAGGCUUCUUCGAGUUCCGAUGCCACGCACGUCUCAUUAGAUGAUUUGACCACGAUGAUCGGCUUCGCAGGUGGUCUGAAAGAUGUGCAACGUUCGUUGUUUGAUGUUUGGAAGGCGGUGUUCACCAUUCCACCUGCCCGUAUCCUGUCCGACCGUAUGCAGCGUCGUUCUCAGCCCGGAAGACCGAAGCGUUAUGCGAGCGGGUUUCGCAGCUCAAAGCAGUCUCGAGUGACCGCGGACAGUGAAAGCACCCUGGUAGCACGAUUGGAUUAUUUAAUGGAAAUCGUGGAUUCGGCCGGUGACGUGCAACCAAUGACUAUGGGGAUUUUUGAAAACUAUUUAAACUGCCGCAUGAAAGAUUCCAGUCUGAAUAUAGCGAAACAGGCAUCGCAUUGGUUUAUGCAUCAUGAUCUCCUGUUUCGACGUAUCCAUUCCCACGCGGACUAUAGUCUGUUGCGCUACGCUUCCUAUCUGCCUGCAUGGUUCCAUUUGGCUUUGGCCACCCCAACGGGGCUCACCAAUUCGAGUUCGGGGAAAUCCGGCGCUGGUUGGGGUUUGCAUUGGCCUACUGCACAUAAGGAAGCCAGCACGAAACAACAACAGUGUACGGCUAUUUUGGAUCAGUUGCUUGCAAAUCAGUGGGCUGCCCCAAGUUUGGCUACGAGUGAAGCGCUAAAACAGACUACCAGUUCUUUUCGAUUAUUACCCCGCAGACGAUUUCUACUGGACGUCGCUCCACCUACUCUAUCGUUACUCUCGCUAAUGACAUCCAGUUUACGACCACUGAAUGCGCAGUUGUACAGUCAACAGGAGAAGAUCAACUUGGCCGGUCUUGUUGAUUUGUUGUUGAACCUCGGGCUAGAUUUCUCACCUCAACAGAACACAGAGACCGGUGAAGUUGAACUGCACUUGGACCCGUGA